Theobroma umbraticum is the source of this 1824-nucleotide messenger RNA. RefSeq names its product tubulin beta-3 chain. Gene Ontology annotation, cellular component: microtubule. Gene Ontology annotation, biological process: microtubule-based process. Lineage: Eukaryota; Viridiplantae; Streptophyta; Magnoliopsida; Malvales; Malvaceae. Gene Ontology annotation, molecular function: structural constituent of cytoskeleton; GTP binding; GTPase activity. The record is from RefSeq and is a predicted model, not a curated record.
UAUCGCUAAGAAAAGAGGGAACAACCGCUCACCUUACGAUCCCACUCCUCCCCCUUCACUUCCCAUAUAUAACACUCUCAUCCUUUCCUCUCGUCUCCUCACCAAUCUCUCAAAAAUUUCUGCAAAUUCUACCAAAUUUCGGAAUUCUAACACAGGGAAAAAAUGAGAGAGAUCCUUCAUGUUCAAGGUGGACAAUGUGGGAACCAGAUUGGUUCCAAGUUUUGGGAGGUUGUUUGCGAUGAGCAUGGCAUAGAUCCAACUGGAAGGUACAUCGGUUCCUCAGAUCUGCAGUUGGAGCGUGUCAAUGUAUACUAUAAUGAGGCUUCCUGUGGCCGCUUUGUUCCGCGUGCUGUGCUCAUGGACUUGGAGCCUGGUACCAUGGACAGUGUCCGAACUGGUCCUUAUGGCCAGAUUUUCAGGCCGGAUAACUUUGUUUUUGGACAAUCUGGUGCUGGAAACAACUGGGCUAAGGGCCAUUAUACUGAGGGAGCUGAGCUUAUUGAUGCAGUUCUUGAUGUUGUGAGAAAGGAGGCUGAGAACUGUGACUGUCUGCAAGGUUUCCAGGUGUGCCACUCAUUGGGUGGAGGAACUGGGUCUGGGAUGGGAACCUUGCUGAUCUCAAAGAUUAGAGAGGAGUACCCGGACAGGAUGAUGCUCACAUUCUCCGUGUUCCCGUCACCAAAGGUUUCAGAUACAGUUGUGGAGCCAUACAAUGCUACCCUUUCUGUUCAUCAGCUUGUUGAGAAUGCUGAUGAGUGCAUGGUUCUUGAUAAUGAGGCUUUGUAUGAUAUCUGCUUCAGGACUCUUAAAUUGACCACUCCUAGCUUUGGUGAUUUGAACCACUUGAUCUCUGCAACCAUGAGUGGAGUCACUUGCUGUCUCAGGUUCCCUGGUCAACUCAACUCUGACCUCCGAAAGCUUGCAGUGAACCUCAUUCCCUUCCCUCGUCUUCACUUUUUCAUGGUUGGGUUUGCUCCUCUGACCUCCCGCGGGUCCCAGCAGUAUCGUGCUCUGACUGUCCCUGAGUUGACCCAACAAAUGUGGGAUGCAAAGAACAUGAUGUGUGCUGCUGACCCAAGGCAUGGUCGCUACCUCACUGCAUCGGCCAUGUUCAGAGGCAAGAUGAGCACCAAGGAAGUGGAUGAGCAAAUGAUCAAUGUGCAAAACAAGAAUUCUUCCUACUUUGUGGAGUGGAUCCCAAACAAUGUGAAAUCCAGUGUGUGUGACAUUCCACCUAAAGGGCUCUCCAUGGCAUCAACCUUUAUUGGAAACUCGACCUCUAUUCAGGAAAUGUUCAGGAGAGUUAGUGAACAAUUCACUGCUAUGUUCAGGAGGAAGGCUUUCUUGCAUUGGUAUACUGGUGAAGGUAUGGAUGAGAUGGAGUUCACGGAGGCGGAGAGCAACAUGAAUGACCUUGUGUCGGAGUAUCAACAAUACCAGGAUGCCACUGCUGAUGAGGAAGGUGAGUAUGAGGAUGAGGAGGAUGAGGAGGAGGAAGUAGAGGUGCACAUGUGAAGAGGCAAAAUCUAUAAAAAGCGUUUGGUAAUAAUGUACGACGGUAUAUGAUUCAAGCUUGUGUUUGCUUUGCAUGUAAGUAAGAGUCUUUCCCUUUCCGGAGUUUGUGUUUGUAAUGGGUGCAAAGAAAAUGUUUCUCCCAGAAAAUCAGUGUGACUGAUAGGAUGAGUGGGAAGUUGGUUAUAUGUUUGAAAAUAGUGAUGUGGUAUCUCUAUGUAUUCUGGACAUGAUUCCUUUUUUGGUUUCUUAUGUAUGAUGCGGUCACUAUGUCCUUUUUAGUCGUGUAAUAUUCUAUCAAAGUUCUCAGUU